AUGCUUUAUUUCACGCUUUUGCUCCUCCUAGAGACAUUCAUUACCUUUAGCAAUGCAGGUCUCAUUCGUCCAAAACCACGCAUUGAUGUUGGACGUUGGGUCGAUCCGAUAACUCAUGAGCCAUCCUCUGAGCGUCCUGAUAAAGUUACGGAGGUAUGGCGUGGUGAUAGACGUUCGCCCUCCGAAAUUGCUCCAGCAAAUGGUUUUCAAUUGAAGGAUGGGACGCCUAACGAUAGUCUAUACAGACAUAUUCUAGGUGAAGUUCCUACCCAGGAUGUACUCUAUCCUGAAUCAGUUGGAGAAGUUUCUGGCUAUGUCGCUACAAGUUUCUUAAAAGAAGCUGGCGAAGAAAUACUCAAAGGUUUUAAUAACGGAGGUUAUCUCUACAAGAUUAAGACUUCCCACAACUUCGUCGAUACCCAAAAAACCUUGAAGCAAUACAAUAAAUAUCCAGUACAGUUGGAGUUUGCAGCCAAGGGAGGCAUCCCAAUGGACCAAAUUAUAGGCUGGUGCUCCUUCCCUGGUCGCCAAUCAAGGGCACGUGUUCCAGGUCCAUUUGUGAAAAACGACGACAGCUUUUACGCGGAACAUUUGCUUGAACCCACGAAUCGAACGUUCAACAGCGAGAAGUAUAAGGGUCAAACUGAUGGCGGUGCACAAUACGACUUGGCUGGCUUCCCUAAAGAUUUCCCAGCAUGGACUGAAUCCCCCUGGAAAGACUUUGCUCAAAAGCUGUUGCAAAGAUCCACGAAAUCUAUGCAGUAA
Messenger RNA from Aaosphaeria arxii CBS 175.79, 765 nucleotides. RefSeq names its product ADP-ribosylation. The transcript has a single exon. The record is from RefSeq and is a predicted model, not a curated record. Lineage: Eukaryota; Fungi; Ascomycota; Dothideomycetes; Pleosporales. The coding region runs from base 1 to 765 and encodes 254 amino acids. Gene Ontology annotation, molecular function: toxin activity.